AUGAGCAGGGUUUCGAAGACUAUUAAAUUCAAUCCAGAGACUGACAAGUUAAUUACUCUGGCCGCAGGGUGCUUCUGGGGUACUGAACAUAUGUACAGGAAGUACCUUGGUGAUAAAAUAGUGGACUGUAAGGUAGGUUUUGCAAAUGGUGAUGAGACUACAAAGGAUAAACAAGAUGCAGUUUCGUAUAAGAGGGUCUGUAAAGGUGAUACCAAUUUUGCAGAAGUGUUGCAAAUAUCGUAUAAUCCAACCAUUUUAAGUUUGAAGGAGAUAAUUGACUUGUUUUUCAGAAUCCAUGAUCCAACAACAUUAAAUGCACAAGGUCCGGAUGUAGGGACCCAAUAUCGUUCUGGGAUAUAUACACAUUCACCAGAAGAUCGUGAUCAAGUCUUGAAAUUAAAGGAAGAGUGGCAAUUUAAGUGGGAUAACAAAAUAUUGACUGAAGUACAAAAUAUUAUGAAUUAUUAUGAUGCUGAAGAGUAUCAUCAAUUAUAUUUAAAUAGAAAUCCAGAGGGUUAUGCUUGUCCAACACAUUACCUUAGAGAGAUAUAG
This is a messenger RNA of Arxiozyma heterogenica, 552 nucleotides long. It is a transcript of the gene MXR1, whose product is annotated as peptide-methionine-S-sulfoxide reductase. The transcript has a single exon. The record is from RefSeq and is a predicted model, not a curated record. Gene Ontology annotation, molecular function: peptide-methionine (S)-S-oxide reductase activity. Bases 1 to 552 code for a protein of 183 amino acids. NCBI's taxonomy places the organism in Eukaryota, Fungi, Ascomycota, Saccharomycetes, Saccharomycetales, Saccharomycetaceae. Gene Ontology annotation, cellular component: cytoplasm. Gene Ontology annotation, biological process: cellular response to oxidative stress.